Messenger RNA from Microdochium trichocladiopsis, 1011 nucleotides. RefSeq lists its product as uncharacterized. The record is from RefSeq and is a predicted model, not a curated record. Bases 1 to 1011 code for a protein of 336 amino acids. The transcript is spliced from 4 exons. NCBI's taxonomy places the organism in Eukaryota, Fungi, Ascomycota, Sordariomycetes, Xylariales, Microdochiaceae.
AUGGCAUCAAAUGCAACCGCCGUAAAACCACAGUACUUCGAAACGAUAUGGGCCGCCUUCAGCACCAUCGGGCUUAACAACGUACUUGUCGGCCUUAUGAUCGCUGGAAUCAGGGGCAGGUUCUCAGCCGUCAUCCUAGUACCGAUCGUUACCUCGGCUGCGUGUGCUAUCUCCAAUGGUUUAUAUUACUACGUUUCUUUUUCCGACGCCCCGGCCGUUAACAGGGCGGUCGCUUAUGCGUUCUCGGAUUUCGCGUGGUUGGUUCAAGAAGGUGGACUCCCAUUCUACGGCUAUGCGAUCCUGGCCCCUAUCCUCUACGGCGGCGAGCACGCAAUCUACCUAACGCUCUUCUGGGGGUGUAUAUUCGUCACCGUGGUUGUCCGCGUUGCAAUAGCCGUGGUCGACGUGCUCUUCACACUCGCCGACGACCCUUCACCAACCCCCCUGGCCAUACAUUUGACCAUGGUCAACCGUCUGCACUUGGGCUACUUCAUACCCAUCGCGAUGGCCGAAAGCGUAAACGCCGUAUUCUUGCUGAAAAAGCUCCGCACGACCCUCCGGUCGUCGAUAUCGGGCGGACUAAAGGGCGGCAAGCUAUACCGCUACCUCAUACGCAGCGCCGAAAUACGCCUCGCUUCGCUGGCGCUCAUCGGCAUCCCGCGCUCAAUAACAUUCUUUUUCCACAUGGUGUCGGGCCCUCUAAACCCAGUCAGCCAGAUUGACCUGUUUAUUUACACUCUGGGGUGUUUGUUCCCAAUCAUCCUGUUCGUCGACAUCCUCGCCUCGCGUCUGGUCUUCGCCGAGGAGAGCGCUGCGAAAAGCAGCAACAUCGACAGCGUCGUGCUAGUAGACCAUGCUAUCAGUAAGCUGCACCCUUCGGCGUCGCAGACGGCCGCAGGCGAACGCCACGACAUCGGCCUGUUCGCCAUGUCGCACAUCGAACGCGAUGUCGGAGGCACAAACCGCAAACGGUUUGCCCAGAAGAGCAUUGAGGAACGAAACUGGAUGUGA